Messenger RNA from Prionailurus viverrinus (fishing cat), 3144 nucleotides. RefSeq names its product contactin 2 (gene CNTN2). Gene Ontology annotation, molecular function: protein binding. Lineage: Eukaryota; Metazoa; Chordata; Mammalia; Carnivora; Felidae. The record is from RefSeq and is a predicted model, not a curated record. The coding region runs from base 7 to 3144 and encodes 1045 amino acids. The transcript has 22 exons.
CCCACAAUGCUCACCAUGGGGACACCCACCAGGAGGAAGUCACACCUGCUGCUGCUGCUGCUAGUCACUGUGGCCCUUGUCUCCUCUCCAGCUUGGAGUUCAGCCCGGGGAUCCCCGGCCACUUUUGGGCCAGUCUUUGAAGAUCAGCCCCUCGGUCUGCUAUUCCCGGAGGAAUCCACUGAGGAGAAGGUGACGCUGGCGUGCCGUGCCCGGGCCAGCCCUCCGGCCACCUAUAGGUGGAAGAUGAACGGUACCGAGAUGAAGUUGGUGCCGGGUUCCCGCCACCAGCUGGUAGGGGGCAACCUGGUCAUCAUGAACCCCACCAAGGCACAGGACGCCGGCGUCUACCAGUGCCUGGCCUCCAACCCAGUGGGCACCAUCGUCAGCAGGGAGGCUGUGCUCCGCUUCGGCUUUCUGCAGGAGUUCUCCAAGGAGGAGAGAGACCCAGUGAAAACCCACGAAGGCUGGGGGGUGAUGUUGCCCUGUAACCCACCUGCCCACUACCCAGGCCUGUCCUACCGCUGGCUCCUCAACGAGUUCCCCAACUUCAUCCCGACGGACGGGCGUCACUUCGUGUCCCAGACCACGGGGAACCUGUACAUUGCCCGGACCAACGCCUCAGACCUGGGCAACUACUCCUGCCUGGCCACCAGCCACAUGGACUUCUCCACCAAGAGCGUCUUCAGCAAGUUCGCUCAACUCAACCUGGCUGCUGAAGACACCAGGCUCUUUGCACCCAGCAUCAAGGCCCGGUUCCCGGCAGAGACCUACGCGCUGGUAGGACAGCAGGUCACCCUGGAGUGCUUCGCCUUUGGGAACCCUGUCCCUCAGAUCAAGUGGCGUAAAGUGGACGGCUCCUUGUCCCCCCAGUGGGCCACGGCCGAGCCCACCCUGCAGAUACCGAGCGUCGCCUUCGAGGAUGAGGGCACCUAUGAGUGUGAGGCGGAGAACUCCAAGGGCCGCGACACCGUCCAGGGCCGCAUCAUCGUGCAGGCUCAGCCCGAGUGGCUCAAGGUGAUCUCAGACAUGGAGGCUGACAUCGGUUCCAACCUCCGUUGGGGCUGUGCGGCGGCCGGCAAGCCCCGGCCCACGGUGCGCUGGCUGCGGAAUGGGGAGCCUCUGGCCUCCCAGAACCGUGUAGAGGUGCUGGCUGGGGACCUGCGCUUCUCCAAGCUGAGUCUGGAAGACUCGGGCAUGUACCAGUGCGUGGCAGAGAACAAGCACGGCACCAUCUACGCCAGCGCGGAGCUGGCCGUGCAAGCACUGGCCCCCGACUUCAGGCUGAACCCCGUAAAGCGUCUGAUCCCCGCGGCCCGCGGGGGAGAGAUCGUUAUCCCCUGCCAGCCCCGGGCGGCCCCGAAGGCUGUGGUGCUCUGGAGCAAAGGCACCGAGAUUCUGGUCAACAGCAGCAGAGUGACCGUAACUCCGGAUGGCACCUUGAUCAUAAGAAACAUCAGUCGGUCAGAUGAAGGCAAAUACACCUGCUUUGCUGAGAAUUUCAUGGGCAAAGCCAACAGCACGGGCAUUCUGUCUGUGCGAGAUGCAACCAAGAUCACUUUGGCCCCCUCGAGUGCUGAUGUCAACUUGGGGGACAGCCUGACCCUGCAGUGCCACGCCUCCCACGACCCCACCAUGGACCUCACCUUCAUCUGGACCCUGGAUGACUUCCCCAUCGACGUGGAUAAGCCUGGGGGUCACUACCGGAGGGCCAGUGUGAAGGAGACAGUUGGGGAUCUGACCAUCCUGAAUGCCCAGCUGCGCCACGGCGGGAAGUACACGUGCAUGGCCCAGACGGUGGUGGACAGUGCGUCCAAGGAGGCCACAGUCCUGGUCCGAGGUCCACCGGGUCCCCCAGGAGGUGUGGUGGUGAGGAACAUUGGCGACACCACCGUCCAGCUCAGCUGGAGCCGAGGCUUUGACAACCACAGCCCCAUUGCCAAGUACACCCUGCAAGCUCGCACUCCACCUGCAGGGAAGUGGAAGCAGGUUCGGACCAAUCCCGCCAACAUCGAGGGCAAUGCCGAGACCGCCCAGGUGCUGGGCCUCACACCCUGGAUGGACUACGAGUUCCGGGUCUUAGCCAGCAACAUCCUGGGCACUGGGGAACCCAGUGGGCCCUCCAGCAAAAUCCGGACCAAGGAAGCAGCCCCCUCAGUGGCACCCUCAGGACUCAGCGGAGGGGGUGGAGCCCCCGGAGAGCUCAUCGUCAACUGGACGCCCAUGUCGCGGGAGUACCAGAACGGAGACGGCUUCGGCUACCUGCUGUCCUUCCGCAGGCAGGGCAGCACCAGCUGGCAGACCGCCCGGGUGCCUGGCGCCGACGCCCGGCACUUCGUCUACAGCAAUGACAGCGUCCAGCCCUACACGCCCUUCGAGGUCAAGAUCCGCAGCUACAACCGCCGCGGGGAUGGGCCCGAGAGCCUCACCACGCUGGUGCACUCUGCUGAGGAAGAGCCCAGGGUGGCCCCUACCAAGGUCUGGGCCAAGGGGGUCUCAUCCUCAGAGAUGAACGUGACCUGGGAACCCGUGCAGCAAGACAUGAAUGGCAUCCUCCUGGGGUACGAGAUCCGCUACUGGAAAGCCGGGGACAAGGAAGCAGCCGCUGACCGAGUGAGGACAGCAGGGCUGGACACCAGUGCCCGAGUCACCGGCCUGCACCCCAACACCAAGUACCAUGUGACCGUGCGGGCCUACAACAGGGCAGGCACCGGGCCCGCCAGCCCUUCUGCCAACGCCACCACCAUGAAGCCCCCUCCACAGCGGCCUCCUGGCAACAUCUCCUGGACUUUCUCAAGCUCGAGUCUUAGUAUCAAGUGGGACCCUGUGGUUCCUCUCCGAAAUGAGUCUGCGGUCACUGGCUAUAAGAUGCUCUACCAGAAUGACUUACACCCAACUCCCACGCUUCACCUCACCAGCAAGAACUGGAUAGAAAUCGCAGUUCCUGAAGACAUCGGCCAUGCCCUAGUACAGAUUCGGACCACGGGACCUGGAGGGGACGGGAUCCCGGCCGAAGUCCACAUCGUGAGGAAUGGAGGCACAAGCAUGAUGGUGGAGAACUCCGCAAUCCGCCCGGCCCCGCGUCCCGGUGCCAUCCUCUCCCCGUCCGUGGCAAUGCUGGUCCUCAUAGGCUACCUGGAGCUCUGA